AACCCUAAGAACAGUAGGAAUGAAGUGGCUUUGCCUACUGAAAACCACCAGGAUGCACAGUUGUAACGGGUUUAUCUAGGAAGACCCAAUUCAACAGGUUUGUGCCCGUAGUAAGAAAACCUCUAUUACAUUAUACCAAAAAUCAGCUCAGAUGCCCAACAAUCUUAACCCUAAAUAAGCGCGGGGAGCUCCGGUGUGAGUGUCAAAACAGGAGAAAGAAUUUGUGGUUUGUGAAAUAUCUUGACAAGUCGUUUUCCGGAAAUCCCUUGAUAAAUCAACCUGCUUUUGUGUUUCCCAAUUCCAAGCAUACCCAAGAACACUAUGGACCGGAUCCGGGUGGGAGUUCUCGCGAAUGGGUGGAACAAAAUCUUCAAGAUGGAGGGGUAUCACCAUGUUCGUGUGGACGAUGGACGGCUCUUGGCACCCGUGCAAGUACAGGCCGCGACGGCGCCAUAAACCGGAAGCCGUCCAAGCUUUGUAACUGGGGAGGCGUUUCCCUCCCUCCUUGUGUAUCUGAGGAAGAGGUUCUGCUUCUCCUCUGGUGUCAUUAGUCUGAAGCAACAGUGGGAGAGGAGAGAGAGCCUUCAAGCUACGGCCUUCUGGGAUUUUGGGGUGGGGGACCUUCGAUGAAGGUGAGGCUACUGCCUUUGAUCCCCAAAAAAUCAUUCUUUCCGGCGUUGAAUCUGAAUUCGUCUCUAUCUUCAGUUUCUCGAGGCGCCCAUUUCGAUUUUAGUCCCCGGGAAGCUCCUAAAGAACCAAACUCAUUGGAAUUUGAUUCCGUCGUUCGCUCUUUGGAGGGUAAGAUUGUACCCACAAAGAUUAUUGGGGUUCUGAACUCGGUCAGUGACCCAAUUUUAGCUCUGAGUGUGUUCAGAUGGGCUUCUUCGCAGAGGAAUUACCGACACUCGACGGAUACCUAUUUCAGUAUGAUAAUGAAGUUGGGAGUCAAUGGGAAGAUUGGAGAUAUGGAGGUUCUUCUGAAGCACAUGGUAAAGGAAGCAUGCCCUUCAUCUGAGGAUGGCUUUGUAUCUCUCAUCCAUGGUUUUUGCAUAAACCGUAGACUUAAAGAAGCGUUGGUCGUGCUAGAAUGGAUGCAUUCGAGUAACUGCAAGCCUUCUGUUCUGCCCCAUAACAUUCUAUUGAGUGCAUUUGUUGACGAAGGAGAUUUUAGGUCUGUUUUGUUCGUUUACAAGGAAAUGGUGAAAGCAGGAAUCGCGCCGACCGUUGAUACAUUGAAUUUGAUUAUCGAUAUCUUAUGCAGAACCGAUAGGAUCGAGUCCGCACUGAACCAGUUUAGGCGGAUGAAAAGAAAAGGUUGUAAUCCUAAUUGUAGGAGCGUUGAGAUUAUUGUACGUGCAUUAUGUGAGAAAGGCAGAAUCUAUGAAGGUAUGACGAUUCUAGAUGAUAUGAUUGCAACUGGUCACAGGCCGGAUUUCAUUUUCUUUGAAAAUAUAAUACCAUUGACCUGUAGAGUUAACAGGGUGGAUGAGGGACUUGUGCUACUGAACAUGAUGAUAGGUAACGGCUUUUCUCCUAAUGCAUCCAUUUACAGUGUUCUGAUUAGCUGCUUGUGUGAGAAUGGCCGGAUUCGUGAUGCAAUUAAACUUUUUGAGGAUAUAAUGGCGUUGGGUAUAAAGCCGGAUGUCACGAUAUAUGUCAGUUUAGUUACUGGGUAUUGUAGGUUACCUAAUUUUUCUGAUGCAUUACGGCUUUUGAGCGAGAACGAAGUUUCUGAUACUGAUCCAUAUAAUGUAUUACUAGAAGGUUUCUGCAGAGCAAGUAGAUUCCAUGAAGCAUGCUGUUUACUUGAUAAGAUGGUGAAAAGUGGUUUGAGUGACAAAUUUUCUUGGAACAUUUUUUUAAGAGCGCUCUGUGCAAAGGGAAGAAUUAGACAUGCUUUGGAAGUUCUUGAUAGGAUGAUCAUCUUUUCUUAUGAACCCGAUGGCAUGACAUUUUCAUCUCUGGUCAAUGGCUACUGUACAGUGGGGAGGUACUGGGACGCUUUCCGUUUCUUUCGGCAGUCAUCCGGUAGAAAUUGUAGCUUGGAUUCCACUUCUUCUACAAGACUCGUAGAUGGUCUACGUGAGAUGGAUUGUAUAAAAGAGGCCGUUGAAGUCUUUUGGUGUAUGCUUGAAAAUGAAUGCCCUCUUAAUAUCUCGUCUUUUAAUUUACUAAUUGAUGCAGUGUGUUCGAUGGGAGAUGUACAUGUAGCUGUGAAGCUUUGGUCAUUUGCAUCUUGUAGAGGCACAGUGUCUGAUGCCGACACAUUUGCAGCUAUUUUGCUUGCGUUAUGCAAGUUAAGCAAACGGAGAGAAACUCUGACACUCGUAUCACAAAUGAUAGAAGCAGGUCUGUUCUUUGAGCAAAAGAUAUGUAAUGUUCUUCUACGGUGCUUUUGUGAGAUGGAUAUGGGCUUGAAUGCUGUUAUCGUGUUCAAUCAAAUGGUGAGCCAUGGUUCCCCCCCUGCCAUUGGAACAUUAAAUAUGCUACUAUCCUGCCUUAUAAGUCAUUGCCUGCUUCAUAUGAUAAGCGACAGCCUUGUCAAAUUUAUUUCAGAAGGUGGGUUGCCAAAUUCCAAAUUGUAUAAUAUGGUUAUCGCUGGUCUUUGCAAGGAAGGACAUAAAGAGAAAGCUUUCAAAAUAUUGGAUAAAAUGUUAGAACGGGGAUGGGUGCCCGAUGCUACUGCACAUGCUUACAUGGUCGGGAAUGCAUCCACAAUUGAAACUGGGGUCAUUAGAGGCUUAAUUGAUGAUUCGUGUAUAUAUGAUGAAGUGAGCAAUAUACUUGUGGAGGGAUUAGAAUAGCCUUAAAUUUUGAUCAUUUUCCUAUGUUAUUGGAGUACUAUGUUGCUUCACUAUGAACUUCGGUUGAUGCAUUGGUUUGAACUGAGAGCCAUCAAUCAAUACACAGUGGUGGUCCUGGGGAAAAGGUUCUGUUGCUAUCUUAAAUUUGUAAGAUUCUGAUUUCUUUGUACACAUCAUUCUUUGGCAUUGAGUUCUCAAUCAAGAUUUUGGGCUUUCCAAAUUCAAGCACUUUGGUCUUCAGGAAUUUAAUGGAACCAACUGCUGGAAGAUGGAAAGAGAUAGAAAAAGAAUCAUGGUGUCCCACCUAGGAGAGUAUCUUCUCUCCAACUGACAUACUUGGAGGGAUCUUUACCUUAUAGAAAAACGAAUUGUGGUGUCCCACCUAGGAGAGUAUCCUUUCUCCUACUGAUAUGCUUGGAGUGGUCUUUACCUUUCUCUGGAAGUAUCAGUGCCGAAUUGCUUCACUUUUAUUGAGGCAACUCCAAGUGAACAGGUUGUGGUCUGGCCGAUCCUUAAUGCCCCUACUUUUACUCAAAAAGAAGUCUCACUCCGGCAUCAAGUAACAAGUAUGUUCCAUCGAUGUGGAAGAUUGUGGAUAGGCAAUCAGACGUGAUCAACUGCGAGCUAAUGGUGUGCACAGAGCUCUUCUUCUCUAGUUGUCUUUUUCCUAUGUAUGCUCAUUGUUCACUCUUUCUCCUGGUGUGUAAAGCAACCAGGGUGGCCUCUAUUCAGGCCGAUAUGACAGAGAACAGGGCUUUCCAGUUUCUAACUUGGCACAGGAAGCUCCAAGGCCGCUAUAUUUUGCUUUAUAUGGUUGAAUCUGUGUAUGCAUUUGAAGUACCACAUGAAAGUUCUUGCUGUGGCUAAGCUGUUUUACAGUAUCUAAGACAGGGAGGCAAUGUGGUGUGUUUUAAGGUUCUUUGGCAUCAGACAGAUCUUCUUGGAACUUUUGUUGCUGGUUUGCAUUUGACUACCCUCAUUUUCUUUUCAAAGGGAGGAACAAAAAAAUGGUUUCAUAUGACCAGAUCAUUGUUUUUAUUCCACACACUGUGCUUCAGAUCGUUUGUGCUUGGGUUGAGGGCAUGGCAGAAAGGAAAUGGGAUAGAAGUAAAUUUACAUCUCGGAUGGUUUGGGACUUUGAAAGCUGCAUACGUUUGUCCCUUAUGACGGAGGCGCUUGAAGACAAUCCAGUUUCUCUUUAUUGUUUUGAUGCCCCAGAAUGGGCUCGUACUGUGCCAUACCAAAGAAUCGGACGUAGCUUUCUCCGAGCCAGUGCCUCUGAUUUUGUGAGAAUGAAGGGAAGUGGGAUGUCUGUUUUCUUCUUUGGUCUGUGGUAAAUUCCAACUCUCCUUGAGCCUGUGCCAGAUCUAUGAUACAAUUUAGCAGACGACGACUCAAGACAAUCAAUUAUUCUCCUGAGGGCCACCUUUGAAGUUGGUUGGACAACGAAGCAGAAGCUGUCAAGCUAUGCAGCUUGUCACGCUGUUUCCGCUUUUCAACUAUGAAUGAGAGGCGUAGUUCAAUCUCUAAAGCUGGUAGCUAAUACUGAUUUUCUGGUUGACGAGUAUACUCACCCAAUGUCAAUGUCAUGCGAGAGAUUUUGAUGUCUCUAGCCUUUUGGUCGUCUUUAUAAUACUUUGUCUAUGUUACUCUCUGCCAAAGGGAAGGCACUGAUGAAGGAGCGUACUUGAAUUUUAAUGAUAUUUUUAA
Messenger RNA from Nymphaea colorata (pocket water lily), 4514 nucleotides. RefSeq names its product pentatricopeptide repeat-containing protein At5g64320, mitochondrial-like. The transcript has 2 exons. Bases 627 to 2804 code for a protein of 725 amino acids. The record is from RefSeq and is a predicted model, not a curated record. Gene Ontology annotation, molecular function: protein binding. NCBI's taxonomy places the organism in Eukaryota, Viridiplantae, Streptophyta, Magnoliopsida, Nymphaeales, Nymphaeaceae.